This is a messenger RNA of Mobula hypostoma (lesser devil ray), 2666 nucleotides long. RefSeq lists its product as uncharacterized. Gene Ontology annotation, molecular function: 2-oxoglutarate-dependent dioxygenase activity. The coding region runs from base 124 to 1110 and encodes 328 amino acids. The transcript has 4 exons. NCBI's taxonomy places the organism in Eukaryota, Metazoa, Chordata, Chondrichthyes, Myliobatiformes, Myliobatidae. The record is from RefSeq and is a predicted model, not a curated record.
ACUCUGUGUAAAAAGAUGCAAGAGAGCUUUGCAGCGGUCGGAGGAGUGUUUGGAGCUGUCUGUUUCACUUUAUUCCCGGUCCCAUCUGACCUCUAACCCCUGUCUCUAAGUGAUGGGGACAGGAUGAUGGCGGCUCGGGGUCUGUGCCGUGAGGAGGUGAACGAUAUAGUGGCUCUGGCUCUGCGCUCUGGUCUCAGUGAGCGCGACAUCGCGCAGUUGCCGUCGGUGCAGAAGUUGCUGGGAGGCCGAGGCCGGGCCUCGUCGCCGUGCCACGGGCUGCUGCUCCUUCUGGUGGUGCUGCUGUUGCUGCUGGGCCUGGGCGGCCCGCUGCGCCGCUCAGCGUUGAGCCUGUGGUUCCGACUACACGGUUCCUCAGUGGAGAACGAGAUUUGUGUCUUGGGGUUCUCCGACUUCCCCAACCCCUUCCGCCGCCCCUUGGACUGCCGCGUCUGCAGCAACAUCACCGCCGUCGACAGGAAGAGCAACCUAAGCCAUGAGGAGUUUCUGCGGGCCUACGCCUACUCCAUGCAGCCGGUGGUGGUGGAGGACGGUCAGAGGAACUGGUCCGCCAGGGAAGUCUUCAGCUUCGAGUUCUUCUCCCAGAUCUACAGUAGCGGCAGCAGCGCCCUGGACAACAGCGGCAGUGAAUGUCAGUUCUUCCCCUACGACACGGAGUUUCACAAUUUAAGGGAUGUUUUCGGGAUGGAGGCCGGUCGCGCUGGCAUGCACAGCAAUGCCAAGCCUUGGUAUAUUGGGUGGAGUAACUGUGAUUCCAGUGCAGCUAGUAUUUUGAGGCAGCACUACAAGCGGCCAUAUUUUAUCCCAGCUAUCUCUGAAUCAAGCAAAAUGGACUGGAUAUUCAUGGGAGUGCCCGGGCAUGGAGCCCAUAUGCAUAUUGAUGAUGUAGAUAAUCCAUCCUGGCAGGCCCAGAUCAGGGGCAUCAAACACUGGAAGCUGGAACCCCCUGCAGAAUGCUACUAUGAAUGCUCUUCACUGGAAGCCAUUGUGUACCCUGGACAAAUAAUUGUGCUGGACACAAAUAAAUGGUUUCAUGAAACACACAUUUUGGGAGAAGAACUCAGUAUUACAAUUGGUUCAGAAUAUGACUGAGCUCUGCAAGAUCAAACCUCGGAAAAAGAAACUCAGCGCCAUAUUGUUAUGGCAUUAAAGGAACAUUGGAAAAACGCUGCGGGAUUCUGUGUGCAUUGGAUAACAAUUCACAUCACCUCAAAUGGUGAUUAACAGAAGUGACUAUUGUGCUCUCAGCUGGAGGUCUUUUUAGGAAUGUUCAUUGUUUGGGAGUUCAAGGAUAUAAGCAUUACUUCUGCAUAAAGACAGACUGGAACCAAGGAUGACCAGGCAGGUGUCUGUAUUUUCUGGGAAUACUCACAUAGACAGUGCUCCAUCCAAAUUCACUUCUAGUUAUCAAAAUGUUACCUUAUUUUCCCUCACUUAGAAUCCAGCUGGGUGGUUUGUACAGUUCAAUGGAUUGUAAUCGUUUCUCUUAUUUACCUGUAGCUGCUAUAUUCUUGCAGUUAACAUAUUCAAUAGCUUUCUCCCGAAGACAUUGGUGUCGAUUUUCUAUGCAAACAGUUCUCUUUAAUGCUCUGUUCCUGCCAGGUUCUCAUAACCCAGAUGAAAGAUGAUAUAUCUUUUUCCAGCUUUGGCUUACAGUGAGUUUAUAGUCUCCAGAUCAUUGUUUCAUCUUAAAAGGAACAGUUUCAAAUUAGUCUGAUAGGAUAAAAAAAGCAUUUUUUCACACUUUCCUCUUUGUAACAGCUAUAUUGAAAUUGAAAAGUGGCAGAUGUGAAUACAUCAGGUAUUUUCAUGAUCAACUUUGCAAUUGGAGUUAACCUAUCAAAAUAUUUGUUACUCAGUUUUAGAAAUAUAUGUGAAUGUGAAGAAUAUUAGCCAGAUUUUACUCAGUAGGUACAAUUGAAGUUAUGCAAUAAUGGAAAAAUUAAUGACAUUAGCAUCAUACCAAGAACGUGUACUUUGCACACCCUGAGAGAUGAGUUAUGUGACUCACUGGAUCAACUGGAUAUUGUGACACAGUCGCACAGUCUUAAGGUCCCAGGUUUGAGUGUUCACUGAAGUAGAAUUGGUGACUUAUGACAUUAUCCUAUGCUUUAAAAAAGUGUAAUGUCUACAUUAAUUGUCAGGUUUGGAUGGCAUCCUCAAAACACAUAGUCAUUUCACAUUUGCUUGGGAUCUCCUUACUGGAUUCUGUAAUGUCUGUCUUUAUAUAAAUUUAUUCUAUAAAACAAAGGAGUUUUUAUUCACCUUUGUAUUUACUGUUACUUUGUAAAUAGUACAUUUUUAAGUACACCAAGUUCAAAUUAAAGGAGGCUGAAUAACGGUAACAGGAAAGGAACAUGUUGGAAACAGACAACAUGUCAUGCAACAUCUUUGGAGAGAAACAGUUAUAUUUUACACUAAUAUUAGUCCAUCAGAACUUUAAUUGCAGAGUGUUAAUCUUAAUUGCACUUUUGUCUCUAAAUACCUCGUGUUUUUUUUACAGGAAUGACAUUCCAAUUACUACCGUGUUUAUAAUGGAUAACAUAUUUGUAUGUGGUUUAAAGGUUUACUGUUGUUGUUAGAAAUUCAGAUAAUUAUCUUGAUAUUCAAUAUUCAUGUCUAUUGGCACAUUAAUUUUGUAAGUUACU